AUGUUCAUGACAUCGAAAACCUUUAGCAUUAGUUGUGACUCCGGAAUAUUUGUUGGUGUCGAUCUAAACGAGAAUAAAGUUUUCGGACAGCGAAAUAAAACUGAAAGUUUCUUUGUCCGCUAUUCGAAUGCUUUGGAAAUAUCUCACAAAACUUAUGCUAGACGAGGUCAAGUGAACAUAAAAUCUCCAUCCGUUACUCAAGAAUAA
Clunio marinus is the source of this 207-nucleotide messenger RNA. Lineage: Eukaryota; Metazoa; Arthropoda; Insecta; Diptera; Chironomidae. The record is from the annotation of a GenBank genome assembly.